Nothoprocta perdicaria is the source of this 963-nucleotide messenger RNA. It is a transcript of the gene XKR8, whose product is annotated as XK related 8. The annotation marks the transcript as partial. NCBI's taxonomy places the organism in Eukaryota, Metazoa, Chordata, Aves, Tinamiformes, Tinamidae. The record is from RefSeq and is a predicted model, not a curated record. Gene Ontology annotation, biological process: engulfment of apoptotic cell; phosphatidylserine exposure on apoptotic cell surface; apoptotic process involved in development. Gene Ontology annotation, cellular component: plasma membrane. The transcript has 2 exons.
CUGCUGCACGCGCUGCAGCUCGGGGUGGGCUACCGGUGCGUGCGCGCGCUGCGCCUCGCCUGGCAGCUGUGCCGCGCCCCGGCCGCCUCCGAGCAGCAGCGGCGCCGCCUCGCCUUCCUCGCGCACGACAUCAGCCUCCUGCGCCUCUUCGAGGCCUUCGUGGAGAACGCGCCGCAGCUCGCGCUGCUGCUCUACGCGGUGCUGCGGAGCCAGGCGGCGGAGCCGGCCCAAGGUGUGGGCAUCUGCACCGCCGCGCUCUGCGUGACCUGGUCCCUGCUGGACUAUCACCAGGCGCUGCGCUCCUUCCUGCAGGACAAGCACGAGCUGAGCCUCCGCUCCUCCUUCGUCUACUUCCUGUGGAACCUCCUGCUCCUCUGCCCGCGCAUCCUCGCCCUUGCCCUCUUCGCCUUGUGGUGGCCCUACGGUGUCGCCGUGCACUUCCCGCUCGUGUGGCUGGCCAUGUUCCUCUGGGUCACCAUGCAGGGCACGGACUUGAUGGAGUCGCCCGGGCCUGAGCAGCUCUACAGAGCCGUGGUAGCAGUGAUCCUCUACUUCAGCUGGUUCAACGUGGCCGAGGGGCGCACGCUGGGCCGCAGCGUCAUCUAUCACAGCUUUAUGCUGGUGGACAGCAUGCUGCUGGCCGCGCCAUGGCUCUGCUGCCACCCGUCUGCCGAUGAGCACCCCUACCUCAUCCCCGUGGUCCUYGCCGCGCUGCCCUGCUACCUCCUGGGGCUCGGCGUGAGGCUCGUCUACUACAAGUGGCUGCAUCCCAAUGUGCGGGCGCAGCGCCCGGGCGCCGCCGACGAGGUGGAUGCCGGAGCGGUGGCUGAGGGGCUGCAGGGCUCCGCGCCCGCCCUUGUGAACAGGCGAAUGCAGAGGCUGGCCCAGGCCCACUUCUCAGUCUCCYUGUGGGGAGAGCGGAGCCCGCGCGAUGGAGCAGCUGCCACCGACACCGUGCUCUGA